AUGACUAAUAUGGACAAAGAUAACUCGGCAAUCCCAUAUGAACCCUACACGACCCCUCUGACCAAAUUCCACCUCUUUCCCCACCUCCCCCAAGAACUCCGUCUCGAGAUUUGGAACAUAAUCCUCGCCGAACCGCGUCAAAUUAAGAUUGACUGUAAAAAGCGCCGAAUCCUCCAACGUCGAGUCGUAGACUCAUGGACUACUGACACACCGAUCCCCGCACUCCUUCACGUUUGCUCUGAAUCCCGGUACCUAGGACUAUCGUAUUACAAACCCUACUUCUCGACAAAAACAUGCUCUAAAGCUAUAUACCUUAAUUUCGAGCGCGACGCCAUAUUCUUUCAAGACGGGAUUUUAAGCUACUUGACGGGAGAGGAAAAGAGAGGGGUUCAGAAGCUGGUUCUGGAAACGAAGGAUGUUGCUUAUUUCGGACAUUUUAAUCUAGAUUUCAUUGUUCAGAUGGAGAGUCUAAGGGAGUUGGAAAUAUGGGGUGAUGGUGCGAAUCUUCCAUCUUGGUAUGAUAAUGAGAGGUAUCUCAGGAAUAUCAGGGGAGAUUUCGAGGAGGCUAGAAAUACUGAUCCUGGUUGGGAAUGCCCCAGAGUGAGACUUAUGAAUUCAAAGACAAAUAGAGAGGAUGGAAUUAUUGAGGGUGGUGCACUUAUUCCUGGUUGGACUCCAGCGGAUAGGGAGGAUGGAGAUGAAAUUCCAAGGCGCGUUGAAAUAUUCAAUUGGUAA
This is a messenger RNA of Glarea lozoyensis ATCC 20868, 735 nucleotides long. RefSeq lists its product as uncharacterized. The coding region runs from base 1 to 735 and encodes 244 amino acids. NCBI's taxonomy places the organism in Eukaryota, Fungi, Ascomycota, Leotiomycetes, Helotiales, Helotiaceae. The transcript has 2 exons. The record is from RefSeq and is a predicted model, not a curated record.